UAUAAAAACAAUACUGACGACAGUACGGUCUACUAUCCUAUCUGUUGCAGCAAAAAAAAGAUGUGCAGUCGAACCAGAAAAAUACAUUUUUGUAAUGUUACAAAAUCAGAUUGACAAUAUGCUGAAUGUGCGUGGAAAUUGUGGAUCUCUGUAGCUGAAGGUUGAGUAUCAUGACGACAUAGAUACUUGCAAAGGCUCCAUCAGCAUUAAUCGUCAAUAUUACUGUCCUGCCUGGCGUGAUAUUGAUGAUAAAGAGGCAUUCGAACUGCAUGAACAAAAAUGGGGAGGAAAACGAGACACUUGCAUAAAUAUGGAAUCAUUGUAUCAUUCGCUGUUGCUUUUCUUCUUUAUGUUGAGGUCAGGCAUAUUAUGAAUCCAAAACAACCAGACUCUCCUUCAGACACAGAGAAAGUAGAAAAUAGGAAAAGAUGGGAAAAAUACACUCUUGAUACCCAUACUACUGAAGAACUAAUAACAACUGCAAAGAAGGUUAACCAAAAUGAGAACUUUGUGGCUCUUUGUGUGAUCAACGGUGCAUAUCUGCCUUUCCUUCUAAGUUGGCUUUGCAAUACGGCAAACAUGGAUGUACACCGACACCUCCUGAUUGUCAUAUCGGAUGAAAACGCUGUCCAACAAGUCAGGUUCCUAUGGCCAGACUUGUACGUUAUGAGCAUUACUAUCCCUGAAGAGAAUCUCAACAAGAAUUUAACAUUUGGUGAAGCUGGAUACUUGAGAUAUUUGUUAGUAAGAAUUGAGAUCAUGUACACAUUGAUUAACAAUGACAUCAAUGUAGUUCUAUUUGAAGCAGAUGCAGUCUGGUUCAAGAACCCAUUGGCACUAGUGACAAGUAUGAAUGAGUAUGAUAUAAUUGGUUCUACCACUAAUACACACCAUCUAGCAUUCGGAUUUAUGUUUCUGCGAUCCAAUAAAAUUAUGAUAAAAAUAUUUGGAAGCCUCGUCCUAGAGAUGAGAUUUUUAAUUGUAUCUUUACAAGACCGUGAUGCCAAAGAGGACGUCCACAUAAUGGCAUACGACCAAGACUACUUAGCCAAAAAUUUGGAAAAACAUGAACAGGACGUACGCGUGAAUUUAUUAAAUGAAACAAUAGUAGCAGAUGGUUUCUGGUAUACUUCUAAAUGGUAUUUGCAGCUUGGAACUUAUAUUUUGAAUAAUAACGGAAUUAAGGGCAAUGGUUUAAAGAUAAAAAGAGCAAAAGAGAAUGGACAUUGGUUGAUAUUAGAGGACUACACUUGUAAUUGGGACAAAAUAAAAGCGAUAUGUCACUGAGUAUAGUCAGACGUCAGUCCGUGUUAUUGUUUAGCAUCAUAUCUAGCGUUUCUAUAUCAACAUCUAGCAGAUCAUUUUUCUUUUUAAGACUAGAACCC
Molecule: messenger RNA, 1385 nt
Organism: Owenia fusiformis
Lineage: Eukaryota; Metazoa; Annelida; Polychaeta; Sabellida; Oweniidae
Source: the annotation of a GenBank genome assembly